This is a messenger RNA of Passer montanus (Eurasian tree sparrow), 1370 nucleotides long. It is a transcript of the gene ASB1, whose product is annotated as ankyrin repeat and SOCS box containing 1. Gene Ontology annotation, cellular component: ubiquitin ligase complex. Bases 103 to 1128 code for a protein of 341 amino acids. The record is from RefSeq and is a predicted model, not a curated record. The transcript has 5 exons. Gene Ontology annotation, molecular function: protein binding. Gene Ontology annotation, biological process: protein ubiquitination; intracellular signal transduction. NCBI's taxonomy places the organism in Eukaryota, Metazoa, Chordata, Aves, Passeriformes, Passeridae.
CCCCGGGCUGCCAGAGCCCAAGGAACAUUUGAACAAUGCUCCCAGGGAUGUCCAGGCUGGGAUUGUUGGGGUGUCUGUGCAGGGUUACACUGGAGGAUUCUCAUGGAUCCCUUCCAAGUGAAGAUCCCGGAAGCUGCGCUGCGGGAAAACCGAGAUAAGACCGGUCGCAACCUGAAGGAGUGGCUGCGGGAGCAGUUCUGCGACCACCCGCUGGAGCGCUGCGAGGACACCCGGCUGCACGACGCGGCCUUCGUGGGGGACCUGCCCACGCUGCGCAGCCUGCUGCAGGACGAGAGCUUCCAGAGCCGGAUCAACGAGAAGUCGGUGUGGUGCUGCGGGUGGCUGCCCUGCACGCCGCUGCGCAUCGCCGCCACCGCCGGCCACGGGCCCUGCGUGGACUUCCUGCUGCGCAAGGGCGCCGAGAUCGACCUGGUGGACGUCAAGGGCCAGACGGCUCUCUACGUGGCCGUGGUCAACGGGCACCUGGAGUGUGCCAGGAUCCUGCUGAAGGCCGGCGCUGAUCCCAACGGCAGCCGGCACCACCGCAGCACGCCGGUGUACCACGCGGCGCGCGUGGGCCGCGCCGACAUCCUGCAGGAGCUCAUCAGGCACGGCGCGGACGUGGACGUGAACCAGCAGCUGGCGUCCCGCGGGCCGGGCGCGGCGCCGCGGCCGCUGACCACGCUGGUGGUGUGCCCCCUGUACAUCAGCGCUGCCUACCACCACCUGCCCUGCUUCCGCCUGCUGCUCCAGGCGGGAGCCGACCCGGAUUUUAACUGCUGCGGGCCCAUCAACGUGCGCGGCUUCUCGCGGGGCUCGCCCGUGUGCGUGCUGGACGCCGUCCUGCGGCACGGCUGCGAGCCCGCCUUCGUCCGCCUCCUCGUUGACUUCGGAGCGGACCUCAACCUCGUCAAGGUGGAGGCCCUGGCAGUCGAGGCCACGGGGAGGGUCAAGGUGAACGCCGAGGCGCUGGAGGUGUUCAAAGAAGCGAGGGGCCGCGCCCGGAGCCUCUUGUCUCUGUGCCGCAUAGCUGUGCGGAGAAUCCUUGGCAAAUCCCGCCUGGAUCUGAUCCCCAGCCUUCCCAUCCCAGACCCCAUUAAACAAUUUUUACUCCAUGAACACAGUUAAAGGGCGGCUGGCUGCUUUUGGGGACAGUUUGACUUGGUAGAUGAGUGCCCUGACAGAGCCAGGUGCCAAUCCUGCCUCUUUUUCCUUCAUGGAGUGCACAUAAUUCCCUGCUCCUGUGGAUUUUUUUUCUCCUCCAGAUUUAGGGUGCAGUGAUUCAGUGUCUUAUCUCCUUGGGGAGAGGCUGCUAAACGUGUGUGGGUGUUAUUCGAGCAAAUACAAUAUAUCCUGUAGCUGUUGGCAAA